Messenger RNA from Corylus avellana, 3910 nucleotides. Lineage: Eukaryota; Viridiplantae; Streptophyta; Magnoliopsida; Fagales; Betulaceae. The record is from RefSeq and is a predicted model, not a curated record.
AUUCGCAUUAUAUUCUCUUAACAGGCCUCUUCGUUUAAAAAACGACAACGUAUUCUCCCCUUCUUUCUCCUUCUUCGUCUUCGUCUUCGUCCUCCGCAAUCUCUCGGAGUUCAAAUUCUCCGAUUCCAACAGGGAAGGGACGGAAAGAAUUGCAAACUCUUUUAAGAAUGCAGACAGUGAUGGCAAGUGAACAAUAUGACACUGUUUGUAAAGUUGAUGAGCCCACCACAAGUGCUCAUUAUGAUAAUUCUUCAAACCAAGGUGGCUCUACCACAAGUGGGCUUGUUUGUGAUCCAAGUAUAGAUAGUGAAAGCAAUGAAGUUUGCAAACCUAAUGACGCUGCCAGUAACACACAUAAUAUUCCAUAUAUUUAUCGGCAAGAUGUUGUGAAGAGCAAUCGCAGCAGUAUGAUUGGGAUAGUGACUGAAGUUGCUGGUGACACAGAUUCGGAUAGCAGCAUCACUGAUGAUGAGGAUGACGACGGUGAUGACGGUGAUGACGGCGAUGAUGAUGGUGGUGGUGAAAAUGAGGAAGAAGGUGGUGAUGGAAAUGGCAAUGGCAAUGGCAAUGGUGAUGGCGAUUGGAAUAGAGGUGGUGGUAAGAGUACUUCUCUUCCAGCAGACCAGCUUCGAGUACUUUGGAUGGAUGAAACUGAGUUGGCCGAGAAUGUUAAUGAUGUAACGGUUCUUGAUCGUGGAUUCUUACAUGGGGAUUAUGUUGCUGCUUCUUCGGAUCCAACUGGGCAAGUGGGUGUUGUGGUGGAUGUGAAUAUCUAUGUUGAUUUGUUAGCUCCUGAUCGAUCCAUCAUAAAAUAUGUUUCAUCCAAAGACUUGAAACGCAUAAGGGAUUUCACUGUGGGUGACUAUGUGGUCCUUGGUCCUUGGCUAGGUAGAAUUGAUGAUGUUUUAGAUAAUGUGACUGUGUUGUUUGAUGAUGGUUCUGUGUGUAAAGUUCCAAAAGCUGAGCCACUGCGUCUAAAACCAAUUUCAAAGAAUAUCCUUGAAGAUGGUCAUUUUCCUUACUAUCCUGGCCAGCGCGUAAGAGCCAGUUCUUCAUCAGUUUUCAAGAAUUCCAGGUGGCUAUCGGGCUUGUGGAAAGCUAAUCGGUUGGAAGGUACUGUUACAAAGGUUACAGUUGGAUCAGUAUUUAUUUAUUGGAUAGCAUCUGCUGGCUAUGGACCAGAUUCUUCGACUGCUCCCGCUGAAGAGCAGAGUCCAAAGAACUUAAAACUCUUGUCUUGUUUUGCACAUGCCAAUUGGAAAUUGGGUGACUGGUGUCUUCUUCCCUCAUCGGCACUUUCAUCCUCCGUUCGGUCAGACAAUGGAUUACCAAAAUCAGAACUUCAUGAUUCGAUCAACAGCGAAUUAGAUUCUACUCAAAUGGGAAGCGGGUGUGAUUCUGAAGAGGUUUCAUUGGAGGAAUCAAAUGAAAAUAAUGAAUCCAUGGAUCUUGACCCUGUUGCUGCUGUGGAUGGAAGUGAUAGAAAUGUUCAAGUUGAUGAGCCUGAGUUUAGCUCUUGUGGUAGUUCAUUGUCAGUUUCUAAGGAUCCUGUCCAUGAAUCUUUGCCUCUUCAUCGCAAGAAGAUCCGAAAAGUUGUGGUUAGGAGGGACAAGAAAGCUCGAAGGAAAGAGGAAAGUUUUGAAAGAGCCCUUUCAAUUGUCAAUACUAGGACAAAGGUUGAUGUGGCAUGGCAGGAUGGAACAACAGGAUGUGGGCUGGAUUCAACGAGUUUGAUUCCAAUUGAUAGUCCAGGUGAUCAUGAAUUUGUUGCCGAGCAGUAUGUCGUGGAGAAGGCCUCUGAUGAUGGUGAUGAUGCUGGUGAAGGCAGGCGUGUCGGGGUUGUGAAAAGUGUUAAUGCCAAGGAGCGAACAGCUUGUGUGAGGUGGUUAAAGCCGGUUGCCCGGGCAGAAGAUCCUCGAGAGUUUGACAAGGAGGAAGUAGUAAGCGUGUAUGAGUUGGAGGGACAUUCGGAUUAUGAUUACUGCUAUGGGGAUGUUGUUGUUCGGUUGUCUCCAGUUUCUAUUUCUGUAGAAACAGCUAAUUGUGUGGAUUCUAUUGAGGAACCGAAACAGCAAAAUGGACCAAAUGAGGUGAAACGGGAUAUGAAAAAGCGCUCAGGGGGUAAAAAAGUGGAUGAUGCAUCUGGAAAUAAAGCUUCUGAUGGCUUCUCAGAUCUCUCUUGGGUUGGGCAUAUAACUGGCCUUAGGAAUGGUGAUAUUGAAGUUACAUGGGCUGAUGGGAUGGUUUCAACGGUUGGACCUCAAGCAAUAUACGUUGUUGGUCGAGAUGAUGAUGAUGAAUCAAUUGCUGCUGGGAGUGAAGUUAGUGACGAUGCUGCUAGUUGGGAAACGGUUAAUGAUGAUGAGAUGGACACCCUUGAGAAUGCUCAAGAGGAAGAUGGGUUGCAGAAUGCCAACUACAUAAAUUCUGACCCAGAAGAAAGUGGAGAGAAUUCUGGCAGAAAUUCAGCACUGGCAGUUCCCUUGGCUGCAUUUCGGUUUGUUACAAGACUGGCCACUGGAAUGUUCUCACGAGCACAAAAGAAUUUAGAUCCAAGCUGUUUGGAUUCCAAAGUUGAAAAUGAGCUUGAAUCCCAGCAGAUGACAAAAAUUUCUGAGGGAAAAGAUUCUAGUGAUGAGUCUAGCUCUCAGAAAUCAAAAUUCACUGAUUGUUGUGGUAGGGAAACUAAAGAAGAGGUUGUCCCUGAGGCCCAAGAAUUGCUUGAAGCAGCGGAAGCUUUAUGCAACUUGAGGACUGAAGAAUCAAAUGCUCCAGCAUGUUCAGGGGGUGACACUUGCAGUUUCAAACACUUCGAUAUAGCUAAAGAUCCCUUGGACCAUUAUUUCCUUGGUGCAUAUGGACAGAAUAACAAUGGAAGAAGGUGGUUUAAGAAGGUUCAACAAGAUUGGAGCAUCCUUCAGAAUAAUCUCCCUGACACAAUCUAUGUACGAGUUUAUGAAGAUCGAAUGGAUCUCUUCAGGGCAGUUAUAGUUGGGGCAUAUGGGACGCCUUACCAAGAUGGCCUCUUCUUCUUUGAUUUUCACCUUCCACCAGAAUACCCGGAUGUUCCACCUACAGCAUACUAUCAUUCUGGCGGCUGGCGGAUUAAUCCAAAUUUAUAUGAGGAAGGCAAGGUGUGCCUUAGCCUUUUAAAUACUUGGACUGGCAAAGGAAAUGAAGUUUGGGAUCCAAAGUCUUCUAGCAUCCUCCAAGUGCUUGUUUCACUCCAGGGGUUAGUGCUAAAUUCUAAGCCAUAUUUUAAUGAAGCUGGGUAUGACAAGCAGAUUGGGACAGCUGAAGGAGAGAAAAAUUCAUUGUCAUACAACGAGAAUACUUUCUUGCUAAACUGCAAGACAAUGAUGUAUCUUAUGAGGAAGCUCCCCAAGGACUUUGAAGAGCUUGUGAAAGACCAUUUCAGGAAGCGUGGUUAUUACAUCCUUAAGGCCUGUGAUGCAUAUAUGAAAGGUUACUUAAUAGGCUCUCUCACUGAGGAUGCCUCUGUGAGUGAUAAGAGCAAUUCCAGUUCAACCUCAGUUGGUUUCAAGCUAAUGUUGGCAAAGAUAGUGCCCAAACUUUUCUUGGCACUCAACGCAGUUGGAGCAGAUUGUCAAGAAUUUAAGCAUCUGCAACAGUCUUAGUGUAUUUGGAGGGUCAACCUCCCCCAACAUCUUGGUCAAGUCAACAAGGUCAGUCUUUGAUUCAUUGCUCCAGCUACCCAUCAUCAAUGUAAAGGCUUUCCAUGCUUUAUGAAUUGUUUCAUUUAUGUAACUUGUGAUCUUAAACGUUUUAUAUCUUGUUUGAAAGCCUUCUCUAUUUUUUGGGAACUAGGGAUUUUGGAGCAAAAUUGCUGGUUCUCCUAUUUUUUCAUUAAUGAAACUUUUCAUCAGCUAACACAGCAUAUUGGGAAUGA